GUGAAAGAAGCGUUGAAAAUGUGGUUGAGUAAUGAACUGAGUGGACCCCACAGUUCCCUUCCCCAGGUGCAACGCGGGAACGGAAUGAAUCACUCCUCAUAAUUUCCGUUUCCUAUUCCUUCUUCACAACCCAACCCUCGCACGCUUUCUUUAUUCUCUCCCUCUUUACACUUAUUAGAUUCUCUAAUCCAAUCUUCUUCCGCAGAGCAACAAACAAACGAUGUAUCCGAAGGUGAAGGUCAGGCACGAUCACGACUCCGAACUCGGUCUCAAAGCUUUCCUCUCGCUAUAUUUGAACCCCUCUCCUUCUCCAGUGACGGACAGGAAAGUUGUUACCAUGCCAUCGAUUGUCAAAGCACCAAAGUGUUAUGUGCCGCAGGUAACUAUUCCAAGAGUCCCUGUAACUGAAGAUUCUGGAGACUUCAGUUUGUCACCUGAUUCUUCAGGAGCUACAGGAUCUGAGAAGGAUGACAGUAUCGAUGAAAAUAAAGUAAAUAUUAGAGCCAGUUCAAUUCCUCCCCCUCGUGCUGUCAUUUCUAGUCCUGAUGAGAUAUCUGUGUGCAUGCUAAUUGGAUAUCUUACAGAGCUGACCUCAUUCUGUUUCAAUUUUGCACUUAGAUAAUGACGUAAUGAUCGGAAAUAGAAACAAGAUUAGAGAUGGAAGACUUUCUGCUUCAAAGAAUGAUGCUGUGUUACCAAAUAGACAUGCGCACUGUAAAGUUAAAUCACAUGACAUUACUGAUAUUCCUCCAGACACAAGAAAACACAGGGAGCAUGGGUCCAAGGAUAAAAUUGAUCAUGCACAGUGUAAAGUUAAACCACAUGACGUUACUGAUAUUCCUCCAGACACAAGAAAACACAGGGAGCCUGUGUCUAAGGAUAAAAUUGAUCAUGUAGGAAAGAAAAAGGUCCUUAAAGGCAGCAUAAAAUCCGAAAAUGCACCUAGGAACUGGAAAUUUUAGUUCUAUGUAAUCUUGGAGCAUUGACUAGUCCCAAGUUUUUUUGGUCAGCAAAGUGUAAUAUGAUCUUAAUCUAGGAAUAGGUUCCCUCCCAAAGAGAAAAAGUGAGAAUAAAACAGUGUUUGCUUUGAUGUAACCACAUCGGAAUGCUUCAUACUUCCGCAACAAUAUUUUUAAUGUCCACUUGAUGCGUGUUUGUUAGAUUUUUCAUGGAAGAAGCCUAUGCCUGAAGUGUCGCAUGUCUUCCACUUUCCCCCCGUUUUUUGUAAGAUUGUACAAGGAAAAAAUAUAUGAUGUAGCAGUGCAAAACAAGAUACGAGAUAAAACAUUCAGAACUAACUGCAUUGGUUCUCAA
This is a messenger RNA of Cajanus cajan (pigeon pea), 1314 nucleotides long. The record is from RefSeq and is a predicted model, not a curated record. Lineage: Eukaryota; Viridiplantae; Streptophyta; Magnoliopsida; Fabales; Fabaceae.